Molecule: messenger RNA, 228 nt
Organism: Entrophospora candida
Lineage: Eukaryota; Fungi; Glomeromycota; Glomeromycetes; Entrophosporales; Entrophosporaceae
Source: the annotation of a GenBank genome assembly
AUGUCUAGUGAUGAGCAAAAAUAUGAUGAUAUUCCAAGGGAUGUUAUAAACAAAAGAAUUCAAUUUGAAGAUCAAUUAGCAACAAUUCGUUAUGUUGGCCCUGUCCCACCUACAAAAGGUAUAUGGUAUGGUGUUGAAUGGGACAAUAUUUCAAGAGGAAAACAUGAUGGUUUACAUGAUGAUAAAGAUUUGGAUACAAUUUAUUGGGCUGGUAAUACAAAAAUAGAG